CCAACUAGGCACCACCCCACCCAAAAAACCCCUCAUCAUAGAAAAGAAAAGAAGUUGAAUGAGCAGCAGCAAAUAGCUCUGAAGCUCUAACCUAACAAACAACGACAACAAAUUCAUCAAAUGAUGUCCGACUACACAGAAACGACCCACCAGCACCAGCACCAGAAUAUGAUACCCAAGGAAACAGCACUGCAAGCACUAAACACCAUAAUCCAACUCCAUUUCGAGAAGACCCUUGAGAAGAAAAGGGCUGUGGACCUCCAGAAGAAGGAGCUUUGGAAGCUCUUCCAGUUCUUCUUCAUCUUCCUCGCCCUCCUCUUCUUCGCCCAGUCUCAGUCUUCUUCUUCGAGGCUUCAAUGCCGCCAUUGCUGGGUUCCAAUUGGGCUCCUCUCCCUAGCCCACCUCAUAUUCUACGUGUCGGUGGCACAGACCCUGAGGUGCAUCAAUGGCUUCAAGUACCAGAGGAGGUGCCACAAGCUCACUCUUGGCUUGGCCACUGAGAGGCUUAGACAGAUCAAGAUGCGGAUCGGCCUCCUCGAUGGUGAUGGUGAUGGUGCUGGUGCUGGUGCUGGUGAUGCUUCUCUUGUUAUGGUGGGAGGGGAUGAGUUUGAGAUACCUUACCAAGAACCUCCUGAUAGCUACUUCGGUAAGUUCAAGCGCAACUGGGCUUUGCAUUUUGGCUUCUUGAUUUUUAUUUAUGCCUUCAUGGUCUCUUCCUCUGUUGUUCUUCUUUGUUUCUAGUACUCCUCUUCCUCUUUUGUAGAAAGGCUUGGCUCUUCUUGCUUCUCUUCUUUUAUUAUUUAUUUCAACUACAUAUUUCAUUUCAUUUAAUUAAUACUAGUUAGUUUGGUGGAAUAUAUUUGUGUUUUACACAGAGAAAGAGAAAGAGAGAGACAGAUAGAUAUAUGAUUAUGUAUUUUGGGUACAUUGUUAAAUGAUGUUGUGUUAAAUUAGUUUUUGAUUUUUGAGAAUGCAGCAGGCAGGUAACCCACCUACGUUUCAAUUUCAAAAUCUUGAUGGACUUGGCAUUUAAAUGCCUUAUGUUGCAUACAACAAAAAUGCCAAGAAAUAGGGAAAUUUACGACAUUUGUAAUUUUUUAUUAUGAUUGGUUGGAAUGUUGAUUAUGACUUAGGGCGUUUGGUAUUGGUUAAUAUAGUCAAUUUUUUUAGUUCGAA
Molecule: messenger RNA, 1176 nt
Organism: Camellia sinensis
Lineage: Eukaryota; Viridiplantae; Streptophyta; Magnoliopsida; Ericales; Theaceae
Source: RefSeq, a predicted model, not a curated record